Zingiber officinale is the source of this 1268-nucleotide messenger RNA. RefSeq names its product short-chain dehydrogenase TIC 32 B, chloroplastic-like. The transcript is spliced from 8 exons. Bases 79 to 1041 code for a protein of 320 amino acids. The record is from RefSeq and is a predicted model, not a curated record. NCBI's taxonomy places the organism in Eukaryota, Viridiplantae, Streptophyta, Magnoliopsida, Zingiberales, Zingiberaceae.
UCCACCAUUUCAUCCAUUAAAUAGCAGCGCUCCUCCUCGCUCAUCUUCCACUCUCUCUCUCUCUCUCCUUCCGAAGCCAUGGGAUACUGGAGGGAAGCUACCGGCAUCAAAGGCCCCAGCGGAUUCGGCUCCGGCUCCACCGCCGAGCAGGUCACCGAGGGCAUCGACGCCUCCGCCCUCACCGUCAUCAUCACCGGCGGCAGUAGUGGAAUUGGAGCGGAGACCGCAAGGGUGUUGGCCCAAAGAGGAGCCCAAGUCAUCAUCGGCGCAAGGAACCUGGAGGCCGCCAAGGCCGUGAAGCAGAACAUCCUUGAGAGCACCCCGUCCGCUCGAAUCGACAUCAUCCAGAUCGAACUCAGCUCGCUCAAAUCCGUCCGAGCCUUCGCCGACAAGUUCCUCGCCAUGGAUCUGCCUCUCAACAUCUUGAUAAAUAACGCCGGCGUUAUGUACUGCCCUUUCCAGCUCUCCGAGGACGGAAUCGAGAUGCAGUUUGCAACAAAUCAUCUCGGCCAUUUUCUGCUGACAAAUCUCCUGCUCGAUAAACUGAAAAGCACGGCGGAGAAGACAGGAAUCGAAGGCCGUAUUGUGAACUUGUCGUCGAUAGCUCACAUCGGGCCUUACAGAGAAGGAAUCAUGUUCGACAAACUCAACGACAAGAACGCAUAUAAUGAUAAAUCGGCAUACGGGCAGUCGAAAUUGGCUAACAUCUUGCACUCCAAUGAGCUUGCACGCCGCUUGAAGGAAGAAGGUGCCAAUGUUACUGCAAAUUCUGUUCAUCCUGGUCUGAUUAGGACGAACUUGGGGCGACAUGCACCCGUCUUCAUAACUGUGCUGAGGGCUGUCACCUGUAUAUUGUGGAAGAACAUCCCUCAGGGCGCAGCAACUACAUGCUAUGUGGCACUGCAUCCCAGCUUGAAGGGAGUGAGCGGGAAGUAUUUCGCAGACUCUAACGAGGAGAAGCCGACUGCCAAGGCUAGAGAUCCGGCAUUAGCAAAGAAGCUCUGGGACUUCAGCGAAGAGCUAGUUAAUUCAAAGAGUUGAUCCGAAAUAAGAAAGAGGCUUUGCGUGUGACUUAUUUGUGUUAUGUGCGUUGCUAGGUUGUGUGAUUGCUACAGACUUGGGAAGGUACUAUAAUAUGUAUGAAAUCAAGUUGUUGCAUUAGUGCAACGGUAAAAUUAUUGUUGUAUAAUUUGAAAGUCAUGGAUUUAAGUCGUGAAAAUAACCGUACCCAAUGUAAAGUAAGGCAUUAUAGUUCAAUCUUUUUUCAA